CCUAAUUCAUUCAUUCAAUCAAAUAGUUCUAGGUCUUACAAAAUGGAGGCAUCAUCAACAAACUCAAACUAUACCCUAAUUCCAUUCAUUGAUAUCAGUAUGAUCUUGUUGUUUCUUAGCUUGACAUGUUAUGACAGCUUUAAAAGUUUCUUGUUAACUUAUUGGUCUUUCCAUCAAUCCAAACAUGGCAGCUCAAAGGCAUCACCCGACUUGCAGAAAACCCAGAAUUUUGAGUGUUCAACCGAAGAAGCUCCAUUUCAUAAGAAAGAAGAUUGUGUGACAGUUUGCGGAAAAGAUGUGGAGAAGUUGAUGGGAAAUCUGGGCUUUUUUUGCAGCCGAGAAAGUGAGGAGCUAAAUGAAUCAUUUGGUUCUGAUGAGCUUUCCAGGCUGUUUGAGGAAGAGCCAAGCUUCGAAGAGUUGAAGGAAGCUUUUGAUGUGUUUGAUGUGAAUAAAGAUGGGUUUAUUGAUGCACAAAAGUUGCAGAGAGUUCUCUGUAUUCUGGGUCUAAAGGAAGGUCUAAAGAUUGAGAAUUGCAACAAAAUGAUCAACAACUUUGAUGUAAAUAGAGAUGGCAGAAUAGAUUUUCAGGAAUUUGUAAAACUAAUGGAGAAUAAUUUUUUCUGAAUCAGUCUAAUAACAUUCAUAUACUGUGAUUCCAUUUUUC
Messenger RNA from Hibiscus syriacus, 664 nucleotides. RefSeq names its product probable calcium-binding protein CML46. The transcript is spliced from 2 exons. The coding region runs from base 43 to 624 and encodes 193 amino acids. The record is from RefSeq and is a predicted model, not a curated record. Gene Ontology annotation, molecular function: calcium ion binding. Lineage: Eukaryota; Viridiplantae; Streptophyta; Magnoliopsida; Malvales; Malvaceae.